AUGGUCCCGUUCUCUGCGGAUCUCUACCAGCACGUCUUUUCGUUUCUCCCCCAGAGAACAGUCCUUGAUUGUCGCCUCCUCAACAAAUCAGUGGGCGGUCUUGCCACUGUCCUCGCUUUCCGUCAUGUCCGCUUGGAGGCUUGCCGAGCAGCUCCCGUUGGCUUUAUCAAGCUUGCUUUCAACGAGGGGCUUCGAAAUCUAGUCCGUGAAAUCACUUUGGACACAUGGGUUGGCCCGGAGUUUAAUUACCACGCCAAUCUCAAUUAUGAAGAGCCAAAAGCUUUCCUCCGUGCUCUUCCUCAUCUUCGAUCCUUCCGCAAUCUUAUGAAACUCAAUGUCAGGUUUAACGAGUAUUGUGGCAACGAGGAUGGAGAUGACUGGGGUGGCAUCUCUUUUGAAGAAACAUAUGACUUCCGUUUCUGUAUCUUGGAUGCCGUCUUUCGUUGUGUUGCCGGAACGUGGACCGAGUCAUAUCAGAGAGAGUGGCUGGAAGAGCACGAUUUGGAGGACGAUGUCAGCGAUGAGGACGUACAAGACACAUUUCUAGGCUAUCUUGACGCCAACGACAUGUUUCCGACAACGCCAAUGCAGCUCACGUCUUUGACAAUCUCCAACCUGGCAGACUAUGAUGACCGUCGGCUGACAUCCUCUGAAGCGUUCAUGACAGUCAUGGCUCUUCCUUCGCUCAGAGAGCUCAAGGUCCUGGUUACGGUUGAAUUAGUUGAUUAUGCACCCGAGGAUGCAGUAUGGCUUCCUGAACAAUAUGACUUCUUUGAGAGCUUGCCGCAAACAUGGCUUUCGCCUUCAAUCGCUCAAGACUUGCGAGUCUUAUCCUUGUACAGUGUAGACUACUGGGGCUGGAAUCCUAAGAUGGACUUUCGUGUUGUCAAUCCACUAGCUGGAAAACAAUCCGGAUUUCCAAACCUGCGAGUACUUGCUCUGGGAAAUUAUAUAUUCAGUCACGAGUGGCAGGUCGACUGGAUCGCCUCUCUAGGUCGGUGUAAUGGCCGUGGAGGCCUGGAAGAGCUAUACUUGGAUGAUUGCCCCAUCAUGUGGCAGGCACGCAACUACGAGCCUUUCGACGAGUCGAAAACUAUUCUAGGCACAGACGUUGAUGGAAAUACUAUUGAAAUAUGCAACGAGGGUUAUCCCCUCAAAGAGAUUAUGAACAGAGAUAAUCCGACCCCACAACUUGACGAGCCUGGUGUAAAAGAAUAUGACCUACGCUGGCAUCACAUGCUCGAAACCUGGAGAAAAGAAAUGCAUGGUCUCAAGGUGUUCAAGAUGGGCAGUGGUGACUGGAGAGGAGAAGCCGCGGACAUUGACGGUAAUCCAGACGAGGAGCCCCUGAAUAUGCUAUCACCGGCUGACCAAGAGAGAAUUUCUCACCGAAUGAAAGACACCGUCUUCUUGAACUACGACUCACCGUCUCCCCCGGCACCUGAUGAAUCUGAUUCCCGUUUUAAGUCUCGCACUUCUGGUUUGAGGCAGGAUCGUCAACACAUACUACAGUACCUUCAAUUCAACAUCGGAAUUGGCCCUAGCCCAUGGCUGGAGAGGGACUUUGGCUCAAAGCUGAUGAGAGACUCGGAUUCCGGUCUGGCCGAGUAUGAGAGAUGUAGGACCAAAGACGAAGAAGCUUUGAAAACCCUAAUUCAGGGACUUGAGAAGAGGCAUAGGAGAUAA
Molecule: messenger RNA, 1686 nt
Organism: Phaeoacremonium minimum UCRPA7
Lineage: Eukaryota; Fungi; Ascomycota; Sordariomycetes; Togniniales; Togniniaceae
Product: putative f-box domain protein
Exons: 1
Coding region: 1-1686 (561 amino acids)
Source: RefSeq, a predicted model, not a curated record